GACUAGCCCCUCACAUGUUCCUGCGUCGUCAGCUACCACUGAGCAAAAGUGAACCACGCCGUUGCAGAAAAGGGCACAAGUAAGUCAUUCAAUACAACGUCUUUCAAUUUUCACCAUUUCUUCUCCUUCUUCUUUCUUCACCUCACAAUCCCAAAAUAACCCCUUCUCACCUUUAAUGCAAAAUUGGAACCACCCAUUUCAUUUCAGCUCAAUCUGAAACUGAAACCCACUAUGGCCGCAAUUUCCCCUUCCCUUCGCUUCACGGCACUUGCUUUUUCCCUCGUCGUCUUCCACCAAACCCUAGCUUCCCACCCAGUCUCUUCGUUUUCGUUUACGGAUUUUCAACAAGACCCGGAAUUCAAGUCUACUGUGGCCCUUUUUGGCAAUGCGAAGAUCGUGAAGGAUCAUGAUGGCUCUGCGAUUCAACUUUCUGGCACCGGACGAGUCAUGUACGAGAAACCCAUCGAGCUUUUGCAAGGUAAAUCAAGAAAAUUAGUUUCUUUCUCAACUUACUUUGCACUUUCCAUGGCUGUGGAGGGAGAGAAUGGUCUGGCUUUUGUUAUAGCUUUCGGUAAUGAUAGCUUAUCUGGGUUUUCUUCUGGAUUGACAAAUAGAAGCUUUCUGGGUAAUACUCUUGAAGUAAGCAUUUUAAGAGAUGGUCACGAUAGAAAUGGUAGUUCAGUUAUAGCCAAGAUUAAUGACACUGCUUCAACUGUGAAAAUGGGUCUGAAAAGUGAGAAGAAACUUCAUGUUUGGAUUGAUUAUAGAGCAAUUUCUUCCCGCUUAGAAGUCAGGUUGAGUCAAUAUGACAAUUCAAGGCCAUCUCAUCCAUUUCUCUGGCACAAAAUCAACUUGUCAACCAUCAAAGAGAAUAAGGAAAUGUUUGUCGGCUUUAGCACAGUGAAGGAGAACUCGUCUGAAACCUGUUUUCUCCAUUCAUGGAACUUCACGUCAAGGCUAUUCCCACAUUGGAUACACUCAGAGCCUCUGGAUCCAAAUGCUCUUGAUAGGAAGAGUGAAGAUCUGAGAGAACCAAAGUGUGAUUGCUUUUUCAGAGUUGUUUCUGCGAUGCUGAUUGGGGCUGGAUUUGGAGGAUUGAUCGGUUUCAUUGUGCUAUUUUGGAACAGGAUUAGGGAUAAAAGACCAGUGGUGCCAGAGGAGUGUGUGGAUAAGGAAUUUGGAUACAAGAAAGUGAACAUAGUUGCAGACAAAAGUGCCAUCAAUGUUGGUGUGAAGAAGUAGGUGAUCCUGUCUUUUCAAGUUGGAUUCAUUUGUCUACGUAAAUUAGUCCUAUAAACAUUGGUGUAUCUAAACUCUAUGCUCAAGCUUUUCGGUGUAGUUACAAAUGCAGAAGGACUAAUUUAUAUAGAGGAAUGUAUUCAAAAAAUCGAUCCGUCUGCCACUUCUAAAACCAACUUGAACAUCUGCUUUUGCUAUAUUUUAAGCUAAUCUUUCGUGUUCCAUCGCUUUGCUCUUCAAUGUUGGAAAAUAGGGAAAUAGAUCUCUAUGUUCCUGUGCAGUUUUUCCCCUUUAAUCCUAUAAAUUUAAUUUUAAUAGCUAUUUUUCGUUA
This is a messenger RNA of Neltuma alba, 1570 nucleotides long. Its product is annotated as L-type lectin-domain containing receptor kinase I.7-like. The record is from RefSeq and is a predicted model, not a curated record. Gene Ontology annotation, molecular function: carbohydrate binding. The transcript has a single exon. The coding region runs from base 232 to 1242 and encodes 336 amino acids. NCBI's taxonomy places the organism in Eukaryota, Viridiplantae, Streptophyta, Magnoliopsida, Fabales, Fabaceae.